This is a messenger RNA of Pocillopora verrucosa, 2988 nucleotides long. Lineage: Eukaryota; Metazoa; Cnidaria; Anthozoa; Scleractinia; Pocilloporidae. The record is from RefSeq and is a predicted model, not a curated record.
AUGCACGGACUAACGGAUCAGCUCAGAUAUUUGUACCUUAGAGGAAACGAGCUGGAGACGAUAGGUGAUGGCAUUUUCAAACAAUUUAAAAGUCUCGAAAGAUGCUAUAUGGAGAACAACAAGCUGACAUCUGUACCAGAUUUGGAAGGUCCUAAGUCAAUUAAUUUAUUAAAGUUACAACGCAAUCGAAUCACAGAUUUAUCAAGAAUUGUCACAUCUGGAAUUGAAGAGGUGUAUGAACUAUUGUUGGACAACAAUAAGAUCGAUCACCUUCCACCGAACAUAUUUCAGAAUACUAAAGUAACCGGAAGCCUUGAUUUGUCGUUCAACAAGCUGCAGUCAUUACCUGACAACGUGUUUUCUAGACUCAAUAAAUUAAACAUUCUGGUGCUAACCUUCAACAACAUCACUCAUAUUAACAAACGCACAUUCAGCGGACUUUCCAGUUUGACCACACUGCUGCUAAUCAAAAACAAGCUUACAUUUAUUCCCGAAGACGUUUUUGAUGAAACUCCUCGCCUGGAAUCAUUGUUUCUUCACAGUAACGCAAUCAAAACUAUUGAAAGCAAGGCUUUUGACAGACUUGUACUGGAGCAGUUAACCAUCUUUGAUAAUCCUCUAAGCUUCUUACCAGAUGGAAUGUUCGACAAAAUUACAAACCAUACCAAAGUGUCAUUGACGUGUAAAAAUCUUCGUCAGCUGCCUCGGGGAAAAUAUGUGUCACAAAUUGAGUGUGCUCCCUCGACAUCUCUGCACGUCAUUUUGGACAACGACCAAUAUCGCUUCAUAUCUGGCUUUAUACGCUCAGGUUUUGUGUGCCACAACUGUGUAACCUCUAAGAGACACAUUAUUCAUACUGGGUGUAAAAACUGCAGUCUCUGUCCAGCUGGAACUUACAUUUAUAAUGAUGAAAACCACUGUCUGGAGUGUUUUGCAGGUGGCUUUUAUCAGGAUGAAAUGGGACAAAUUGAAUGUAAAAGAUGCAGUAAUGGUACAUUUGUUUCUGAACGGCGAAGUCCUGGAACCAAAGCUACCGACUGCGUGGCAUGUCCGUAUGGUACGAUCUCCAACGAGACUGCUGAAUAUCGUGCAUGCAGAUGCCUACACAACUUCUAUCGGCUGGAUCGUUUCGGCCCGUGCUCAGCAUGUCCACCAUACGGUUUUGUUUGUGAGAAAGAUACAGCAAUACUUGCUCCUAACUACUUCUGGGAAUGGACGGACCAGUCUCAAAAAGAGCGUUUCAAGGGUUUUGUCAACAAUAUUCAUUCUUUUGGACCAGACUACAACAAAUCGUAUUCCACGUUCAAUACUUCACUUCCGAAGCCACUUAAAUGUCCCCAUGCAAAGUCCUGCAAGGGUGGAAUUGACUCAGAAUGCCAUCAAGGAUAUAAAGGGACUCUGUGUGCAACCUGCUCUGAAGGCUUCUAUUUUCGCUUCAACUCUUGUUUGAAAUGUCCCCGGUUACCUGUAACAAUUACUUCAUCCAUCUUGGUGAUUGCUCUUUUUGUUGCUGUGUUUCUAAUGGUUCUUUGGGGUGACUCCAAACGUACCAAGAACAACCGGACAGUUGCAGAUGUCAUCAUGUCGUGCUUUAAGAUUGUGAUUGGUUUUUACCAAGUCAUUGCCGGUAUUUUCUCGGCAUUGGCGAAAGUCCAGUGGCCAGUCGCUUUGAUCUCAACGGAGAAGGUUCUAAAAGUAUUUGAAGGGAACAUCUUGCAGUUUGCCCCUCUUAGUUGCAUUCAUACUUCUCUACGGCUUGAUCAGCUUGGAAAGUUUACGAUGAUUGUUGUCAUGAAUGUCAUACUCGUUGGCUUGAUUUUCUUGUAUCUAUUUCUUAAAAAACGCUACAUCAUGAAUAAGGAGGACCUUGGCGAAGACCAGAAAGCAAUGGAAGUUAAGAGUUUGAAGAAGUCUUGCUAUCGGAAUAUUUUUCUAUUGUUGUUGACGACCUACCCCACGACGAGCAAAUCGAUUAUUCAGAUUCUACCUCUUCCCGGUGCAUGUGUAGAGACUUGUUUUACAGACGACAAGAGCGACUGCAUCUUCCUGCUGAGAGCUGACCACUCCAUUCAGUGUUUCACUCCUCGCCACAACUUGUAUUGGCUCAUGGCGUCUAUCUUGGCAUUAUAUCCCGUGGGAUUUCCACUUCUGGCUCUGUUUCUCACUUACAAGUAUCGCGAGUCCCAUAAAUACGAAGCAAUUUCUUUCGGACUCAGAGUGUUCUUUGAAAACUACAAGAAGGAAUUUUGGUUUUGGGAAAUCACAGAGAUGUAUCGCAAGCUGAUUUUAAUCUCGUUCAUUUUCCUUUUUGGAUCAAAGAGCCUCUCUCAAAUUGGUCUUACAGUUCUGACAGUUAGUAUCUUUGGAGUUAUCUACACCUUAUUCCGACCGAUCAAGAAUAAGUUUGAAGACUGCUUGCAAACUUUUGUUCUUUGGAUCAUUUUCUUUGACGUUUGUCUCGGCGCAGUUUACACAAACUGGGAUGAGAGUCAAGGAGAGGGCAAGAACGACUCCAUCUUUGUAAAUGUCCUGUUCGUGGCCCUUAACGCCUCUGUUUUGUUGCUUGCCAUUGGAAAAGGAAUUCUACAUGUGAAGUCCAUUUGGAAGUACAUUACCUUCAACCCGAUCCGAUGUUUCAUUUUCCUUCGCCAAGGAGUAUCACGUCUCAAAAAUAGAGUAAUCAGAAGAACAGGAACAUCCGAUGAAUUUCCACACUUAAUUGAAGAAAGCAACUGAAGAACUUCUUUGAAAUGUUUGUCUUAAAACUAUUUUGCUAUGCCUCACGAAAUAUCUCGCUUUAGAUGGCUUAAACAUUUAGAACUUUCUUUGAAAUCUCUCUGGCUGUGAGACUUUAGGAUGACAUUUCAUUGCAACUUGAGGCACUAGCGAUUCCCGCAAAGGCUGUGUUCUUCAAAACGCGAUGCGUUUUUAUUUUUAAGUCUUUAGUUCAAAUUGGGAUAAUAAGAUAGUUUAUUUUUAGAUAAUAAG